UAAUAAUGGGCAUCGUUUUCCGUGUCUGUCCAACGAAAUAAAACCCUAAUUUCCCUCUCUCUUCCAUUUCAUUACUCCUUGCAUUAUUCUCUCCCUCACCUCUCUCGAAACUUCCAGUUAAAUGUCGACGGCGACGGAAUCCCCGGCGGCCACCGCAAAAACGACGGCGUACGAAGGUUCCGGUGGAGCCGGUGGGAAGUUUAGGAAACGACCUGUCCGACGGAAUCAGACGACUCCGUAUGAUCGUCCACCGACGGCUUUACGAAACCCUAGUUGGCUUACAAAGCUUCUUUUUGAUCCGGCGUCGAGAUUAAUAACUUCCGGUGCUCAACGGUUUCUUUCUUCGUUGUUCAGUAAACGUCUUCCCCUUCCUCCGACAGCAUCACCUCCAGGACCAAGCCAAGAAUCACUGAAUCUACCUCAGGAGUCAUGUCCCAGUGAGCAUGCUGAAGCACUGGUGGUGGCUGGACAAGGAGGUGACUGCAGCUCUGGGGACGGCACAUUCUCAGAGCUUGAGCAGCUCUUGAAGCAAAAGACAUUUACAAGAACUGAGAUUGAUCGCUUGACAGAACUUUUGCGCUCAAAAGCUGUAGACAUGCCUAUGGGAGAUGAAGAGAAAAGAGACGGGGCCAUUCAAUUGAGACCUGCAUUGGAUUCUUCGAGCAGCUUACUGGAAGAAAAUAGGUCCGUGAAGGUUAUAUCCGGCGGAUAUGUCGCAACUCCUGUAACAAAUUCAAGGAUUCUUGAAGAUGAUAUUGCAACUCCUGCAGAGCUUGCAAAAGCCUACAUGGGGAGUAGGCCAUCAAAGGUGUCACCAUCAAUGCUGAGCACGCGAAGUCAAGUUUUGAGAGAAGAUACAUCACUGCUAACAAAUGUGCAAUAUGUCCAAAGAUCACCCAUUCCUUCAGGGACUACCAAGACUACUGGUUUUCUUGGGAUUCGAGAAAAUGGGUUUACCACUCCAAGAUCUCGUGGCCGAUCUGCUAUAUACAGCAUGGCUCGUACACCAUACUUUCGAGCUACCAGCUCAGAGAAGUAUCCCUAUGGUGGGUCUUCAUCAUCUAAGUCUGUAUCGGAGCAAGAUCUACUUUUUGGUUCUAAACAGGCCCUCAAACGAAGGAGUUAUGUUCUGGAUGAUGAUCUUGGAUCUGUUGGUCCCAUGCGUAGGACUAGGCAGAAGCCUAAUCUUCUAUCUUUUGGAACUUCACAUCCCAGCGCAAAAGUUGCUUCUGCAGUUAACCUGCAUCCAGAGGUACAGAAAGUUGUUGGAGAUUUUGAAGAUACCAAAACCACGCCUGCAAAGCAUGUAGCCGUCCCUCCCAAAUCCAGUGAGACUGCUGCAAGGAUAUUGGAGCAACUUGAAAAAAUAACCCCAAAGGGAAAAUCAUCAGAAUCCAAACUAGCUGCAGGGAAAGAGAAUAAAUUGACACCAAACAUGCUUCGUGGACGAACUCUUAGAAGCUUGGAGGAUUUGGAUUCAUCCAAGCUGCUGCAGAGUGCACAAGAUAGCUAUAAGUUGGAGAACUGGUCUAAAAUUUUUUCUCCCAACCCCAGUGAAUCAAAGCAAGGUGAAAUUAAACAAAAUGGACAUAAGAGUUCUGUCAGCGAGUCACCUAGUAUAGUACAAAAGGAUACAAUCUUUUCAUUCAAAGAUACUCAACUGAUUGUUGAAACCAAUUCCCCGGAAAAAGAUAUGUCAGCAGCUCAACCUCCUCUCAAGAAACGAGCUUUUAAGAUGAGUGCAUAUGAGGAUUCCUUUGAGCUAGAAGAGGACAUAAACUCUAAUGGGCCUUCAUCUCAAUUAGUUGAAGGGAGAGAGAAGUUGGAAAUAUCUGCUGCUGAUCCCACAAGCAAACCUGCUGCUUUGCUGGAAGUAAAGACACCUCCAGGGGUUUUAGGCAAAAAAUCUGAUAUGGGGACCCCUGAAACUGGUGCAGCCGCUGUCAAGAACACCAUAUUCCUGUCGACACGUUCCCAAUCGCUGAACUCUAACCUACUGCCUACUGCAUUUGACAAAUCAAAGGAGACGAGUAUUGACAAGGUUCCACCAUUUCCAUUUUCGCCGUCAACCUCCGUAAUGGGGUCAAAGCCAGGAAGCUCGAGCAGCCUGUCCAAUCUAGCGUCCAGCACAACUGAUGCUCGGCCUAAUCCUUUUCAGUUGGAUAACUCACAGAAGGCUAUGGAAAACAACGGCAAAUUAGAAGCAGUACCAACAAGUGGUAUUUUCUCGUUUGGUGCUCCAUCCAGCACUUCAAGUAAUGGACUGUUUGCUACCAGUCCUGCUUUCUCAGCCACCUCUGCCUCGACAUCCGGUAAUUUUAAAAAUGAUGUUUCGACUAGCAGCUCAAAUGUUGUUGCUCCUUUGACCAGCAUUUCAAGUACGAUUGGUGCCACAACAGGAAGCUCUACCGCCUCUUCUAGCAGUCUCUUUGGUUCCAGUGUAGCAUCCUUAGUUCCCAAGGAACCUCCUGCCAAAUUUGGUUUCUUGGCGGUUCCGCCAAAAGCAGUUUCAGAACCAGCAACAACUUCCACUGCAGAAACUAUAGAUGCGAAAGCCAAAUCGGAGACUGGAACUACUUAUGGAAACUUGAAGUGUUCGCCUUUUGGUGGCUCUACAAGUAGUAUUUUUGGUGUUAGUUCAUCAGUAAUUUCAACAGUUACUACAGCUAGUACACAGUCUCAGGGUUCUGUUUUUAGUUCGGGAGGUGAAUCACUUGUUAAUGCAGAGACUUCUGUUGGUGGAUCUGGCAUUUCUGCUGUCUCGGGGAGCAUGCCUACUCCGUUCAGUUCAUCUACUUCAUUGCCAUCCACAGCAAAAUUUCCUGUAUUUGGUCCUGCACCUGGUACUACUGGUCAAGUUUCUGCUUCUCCUUCAAAUAAUGAUCUAGUUGGCUCUACCAAUGCUGCUUCUGGAAUAUUUAGUUUUGGUGCUAGUUCAUCAGCUUCCAGGGCAGCAGGCAGUUCAAGUGGGCCUACCAAUGGGACAGCCCCGUUGGUAUUUACUUUUGGUGCCAGUUCUGCAGCUCCUCCUUCAAAAGCCAGUGUACCUGCUAAUUCCAGCAGCGCUACUCCUGGGAUAUUUGGCUUUAGUGGUAGUUCAUCAGGUUCCUCAACAAAUGCUGUUAACAUCUCCAGCAGCAUUACCCCCAGUAUAUUUAAUUGUGGUGGUAAUUCUUCUUCUUCAUCGACAAAUGCUGUAAAUGCUUCAGCUACUCCCGCCAUAUUUAAUGUUGGUGGUAGUUCUUCAACUUCCCCUGCAAAUGCCGUGAACACCUCCACUAGUGCUACACCUAGCAUCUUCAGUUUUGGCGCUACUUCCUCAGCUCCCUUGACAAAUGCGGGUAGCAUUGUCAAUCAUAGUCCAUUCAACUUCAGUGCUACUUCAGCCUCUUCACAAGCCUGUAGCACUGCUGGAACUUUUGGAUCUAGUUGGCAGCCCCCAAAGUCCACUGGCUUUACUUCCUCAUUUAGUUCUUCCAAUCCCUCCGGUGGGUUUACAUUUGGAGCAUCUUCAUCUUCUUUUGUUACUCCAAGCACUUCACCAGUGGUCUUUGGAUCAACCCCCAGCACUGCUAGUGGUUCUACUUUUUUGUUUGGUUCAACUUCCUCCACAAAUUCACCCUCACAGCCCAUGUUCGGUAAUUCGGCAUUUGCCGCAUCCCCAGGAAACAAUGAGAACAUGGAAGACAGCAUGGCCGAGGAUCUUGUGCAGCCUCCUGCACCAGCAGUUUCUUUUGGGCAGCCUUCUGUCUCUCCCUUUCCAGGUGGCUUUGCAUUUGGUUCAGCAGCGAGUACAUUCCAGUUUGGCGGCCAGCAGAGUCAGGCUGCUCCCCAGAAUUCUUCUCCUUUUGCAGCAUCAAGCAGCUUAGUUCAGGCAGCACCACAGAAUUCUUCUCCAUUUGCAGCGUCAAACAGCCUAGAAUUUGGUGGUGGAGGGAGCUUCUCGUUGGGUAGCAAUGACCCUGACAAAUCAGGCCGGAGGAUUGUGAAAGUUAAUAGAAGCAAACACAGAAGGAAAUUCGAACACUAAGCACAGAUCUUCGAUUUGUUGAUAGAUGUCGAGUGGCAAGAGACAACUUAUCAUUUGAUUAUAUAGCGCAGCAAUCAAAGGUCACAAUUUUGUUUACAGUUUUUACAAUACAUGAAUGAUUUGUAUUGUACGCGUAGGGUCUAUGACGGGUGUCUUGGUUCGCCAUAUUUGUUUAGCCAGCUUUGCUUUCUGUAGUACUUCUGCAUGUACAAUAGGAGGGAAAUGAUUGUGCCUCUAAACAUCUUUUUUCGAUGGAUCUACAAGUAUAAUAAUCAAGCGUAUCAUCCAUCCCA
Messenger RNA from Capsicum annuum, 4323 nucleotides. RefSeq names its product nuclear pore complex protein NUP1. Gene Ontology annotation, biological process: poly(A)+ mRNA export from nucleus; nuclear membrane organization. The transcript has 9 exons. Gene Ontology annotation, cellular component: nuclear envelope. Lineage: Eukaryota; Viridiplantae; Streptophyta; Magnoliopsida; Solanales; Solanaceae. The coding region runs from base 122 to 4030 and encodes 1302 amino acids. The record is from RefSeq and is a predicted model, not a curated record.